Molecule: messenger RNA, 2240 nt
Organism: Bombyx mandarina (wild silkworm)
Lineage: Eukaryota; Metazoa; Arthropoda; Insecta; Lepidoptera; Bombycidae
Gene: mnd
Product: L-type amino acid transporter minidiscs
Biological process (GO): amino acid transmembrane transport
Cellular component (GO): membrane
Molecular function (GO): L-amino acid transmembrane transporter activity
Source: RefSeq, a predicted model, not a curated record
AAGUAGCAAAGUGACUAACUAGUUCAGUAGCCAGACGUAGUCGAACGCGUUCGUCCCGCCGCACACGCCGUACCAUAUGGAAUAGAUCGCGACCGAAACCUAUAAAAAUACUAUUCGAAUUUGCAGUUUAAAAGACAGAAUAGUCAGAGUUAAAUACAGAUUCAGUAUUCGUAUUCACUAACUGGGACAAGGUGAUGUUAGAAACGAAAAAUAUUCUAUUUUAAACCAACAUAUGUUAAACGAAAUUAUUAUACCGUGAAUAAAUACACGAACGUGUUAUCGCACCAGAAUUGGCGAAGUCCGGCCGCAAUAUUAUCAACUCAUGGGUUGUUCAUGGUGUACACUACUACACGUGGUGCUUCCCGCCGCAACUCAAUCCGCAGCGUGACGCAAUAUUUGUAUGACUUGCCACAUGAUUUUCGGCCACAGUUCCAGCAUUACGACGGUUUUACAUAGUGAAUGUGUUAAAAUAAAAUUCGCGCGAAUUUUUUUAGUGUGCGUUCAGUAAAAUAAUUUUCAAAAACCAUUAAAAAUGGCUAAAGUUGCCGACGUAGAUGGAUUAGCUCCCAAGGCUAUCGAAAAUGAAGUUGAAAGCAGUGAUGGUGUCGAUAAAGGAUCUGGUGGAGGUGUGCGAUUGAAAAAAGAGUUGAGUCUAAUGAACGGUGUGGCAAUAAUUGUGGGUGUAAUAGUCGGAUCAGGAAUAUUUGUUUCUCCAAGUUUGGCGCUAAAACAUGCAGGUUCUAAAGGAAUGGCUCUCAUCGUGUGGGUUUUAUCUGGAUUCUUGUCCAUGAUAGGAGCGCUCUGUUAUGCAGAGCUAGGUACGAUGAUCCCGAAAUCUGGUGGGGAUUACGCGUAUAUCGGUGAAGCGUUUGGUUCUCUACCGGCUUUUCUCUAUCUGUGGGUUGCGCUCUUCAUCCUUGUACCGACGGGAAACGCAAUCACAGCCCUGACCUUCGCCGAAAACAUCCUGAAGCCGUUAUGGCCAGUUUGUAAUCCUCCGGUCGUAGCAGUCAACCUUAUUGCAGCCAGCAUUACCUGUUUCCUGACACUAAUUAACUGUUAUAACGUGAAAUGGGUGACGCGAGUUCAAGACUCAUUUACCGCUGCGAAAGUACUGGCGCUACUCGUGACAUUCUUCGCGAGCUUGGUCUACUUAUUCUCCGGACACACGGAAAACCUGCAGUACAUGAUGGAGAAAACAACAACGGAUCCAGGGGAGAUCGCUAUAGCAUUUUAUACCGGCCUAUUUUCGUAUUCUGGCUGGAAUUACCUGAACUUUGUUACUGAAGAACUGAAGGAUCCCUACAAGAAUCUUCCACGAGCAAUCUGCAUAUCUAUGCCGGUCGUGACCUUGGUCUACACGCUAACCAACGUCGCCUAUUUCGCUGUAUUGUCCAGUGACGAAAUCCUUUCGUCCUCCGCCGUUGCUGUUACGUUCAGCGAGAAAAUUCUCAAAAUGAUGUCUUGGAUAAUGCCGCUCUUCGUGGCUCUGUGUACAUUUGGAUCCCUCAACGGCGCCAUAUACACUUCCUCGCGACUUUUCUUCGUCGGUGCCAGGAACGGACAUUUACCUUUGGCGAUUUCACUCAUAGACAUCAAGAGGUUGACCCCGGUGCCCUCACUCAUAUUUAUGUGCCUGGUCACCCUACUGCUACUGCUGUCGAACGACAUCGAAGCUCUGAUGGUGUACGUGACUGCCGUCGAGGCUUUGUUCACUCUCUGCUCGGUGACCGGCUUGCUGUGGAUGCGCUACACGCGACCACGCCUCCAGCGACCGAUCCGCGUCAGUCUCGUCCUGCCGGCUAUCUUCCUGAUAACCUGCACGUUUAUUGUCAUAUGCUCGUGCUUUAAAUACCCGAAGCACGUCGGCAUAGGGGUCGCCUUCAUAGCGCUUGGCGUCCCCAUAUACAUGAUAUUCAUCAAAUGGCAGAAUAAACCCAAUUGGAUAUUAACAGCGUGCAAUAGCUUCAAUUUGGCGUGUUCCAAGCUGUUUUUGUGUUUACCCGAGGACUGCAAAGAAUUAUGAUCUUUAUGUCUUAAAUUUUAAUGUUCGCAUUUAUGUACGUACCAUAUAGGUAUGCUAUUUUUGUUUUGCGUAUAAGAUUUCGAAGAUCUGUCGAGCUUAUGAUCUGACAAUAUAUAUUAUGAUUCCUGCGACGUAAUUUUAAGUUUGUAUUGAAGUGUGUCUGAAAUCGUGUGUAAUUAUCGUAUUGGCUGUACAAAUAAAAAAAUUAAAUGUC